AUGUUUCUGUACGGGCUUGCUCUUUCGACAGUUGUCACAGCUGUGACUGCCGCGGCGGCACCCAAGCCGGCCUAUGCGCAAUGGUUGACAGACUCCAUGAUCCGCUUUGGUGUCCAGCCGGGUAUUGGCUAUGGAGAAGCAACGCUCUAUACAGGCUUCGAAAGCGUCCUCGAUGCCAGCAAGAACAAAACGCUAAACGACAUCUACCGUUCCCACAUUGAUGCAGUUCUCACGGAUGACGGCGUGAUAGAACGCUUCAACUACUCUCACUUCUCAUUGGACAACUACCGCAUUGGAAACAAUAUUUUAUACUGGUAUGAACGAACUGGAGAAGAGAAGUACAAGCUCGCCGCAGAUUCAAUCAAGGAGAUGAUCGACAAGCACCCACGAACUCCAACAGGAGGGCUCUGGCAUCGACACGUCGUGUAUCCCAACCAGAUGUGGUUGGAUGGCAUCUACAUGGCCGACAGCUUUUAUGCCAAAUGGGUUUCGCUCUUCCAACCUAAGAACCAGACGGCAUGGGACGAUAUUGCCCUCCAGUUCGACAAAAUCGACUCAGUUACCCGCAAGAAGAACAACCUCCUGGUUCACGGCUUCGACGAGAGCAAAAAGGCCGUCUGGGCUGACCCCGUCACUGGAGCUGCACCAUUGAUCUGGGCUCGGGCCAUUGGAUGGUACUAUAUGUCUCUGCUGGAGGUGAUCCCUCUCUUUCCUGACAGCCACCCUGCUAAGAAGAGACUUCUUGGCUACUUUGUCGAUUUAUCAGAUGGCUUGAAGAAGUCGAUAGAUGAGAAGGGAGCUUGGUCGAACAUCAUGGAUAAGCAAUAUGAGGACGUCGAAGGCAACUACCUAGAAAGCAGUGCAAGUGCUAUGUUUGUCUUUGGCUGGCUCAAGGGUCUGAACCUUGGAUUCCUCAAGGAGAAGAGCUAUGGCAAGGUCGCCAAGAAGGCCUACAACUCGCUCGUUAAGAUGUUUGUCACCAAGAACGAUGAUGGGACUGUCAACUGGGAGGAUACUGUCAUUGUUGGGAGUUUGGGUAGCAACGCUACGUUCCAGUAUUAUUCUAGCAUUGGACUGAGACAGAACGACCUUCGUGGAGCUGGGUCUUUUAUUGUCGCGGCUGUCGAGUAUGAGAAACGGUACCACUAA
Messenger RNA from Fusarium keratoplasticum, 1149 nucleotides. RefSeq lists its product as uncharacterized. The record is from RefSeq and is a predicted model, not a curated record. Lineage: Eukaryota; Fungi; Ascomycota; Sordariomycetes; Hypocreales; Nectriaceae. Gene Ontology annotation, biological process: carbohydrate metabolic process. The transcript has 2 exons. The coding region runs from base 1 to 1149 and encodes 382 amino acids.